CUUUGGAAUGCGAAAGCCGGGAAGAAUUUGAGGGAACACAACCUCUUCCGGCCAACUCAUCUGAACUCUGCUGUCAGUUCAAAUGUGUCACUUUCUGUCUUUCUGUCAAACAAUCGAUCGCUUCGUUUUAAAACAGACCGAGGCUGUCAAGUAAAGUCAUCAGGAGAGAUGGUGUUGCUGACUAUGAUCGUUCGAGUCGCCGAUAGUCUUCCUCUCGCUGCAUCGAUGCAAGAGGACGAGCAGUCAGGCCGAGACCUACAGAGAUACCAGAGUCAAGCCAAGCAGCUCUGCCGAAAACUGAAUGAGCAGAGCCCCGCGCGAUGCACUCUGGAGGCAGGAGCCAUGGCCUUCCACUACGUCAUUGAGAAAGGAGUGUGUUACUUGGCCUUAUGUGAAGCAGGAUUCCCCAAGAAACUGGCGUUUGCGUAUCUGGAGGAUCUGGAGGGAGAAUUCAGUGAGCAGUACGGGGCAAAGGUGCCUUCAGUGUCUCGGCCGUACUCUUUUAUCGAAUUUGACACAUACAUUCAGAAAACCAAAAAGUCUUACAUAGACAGCAGAGCACGAAGAAAUCUGGGCCACGUCAAUUCAGAGUUACACGAUGUCCAGAGGAUCAUGGUUGCUAAUAUCGAGGAAGUGCUCCAGCGUGGAGAAGCCUUAUCUGCCUUGGAUUCCAAAGCAAGUAAUCUGUCCAGCCUUUCUAAGAAGUACCGCAGCGAUGCCAAGUAUCUCAACACACGCUCCACCUACGCUAAAGUGGCCAUCGGAGCCGUGAUAUUCAUCACACUCAUCGUUUAUGUGCGCUUCUGGUGGCUGUGAAUGUAUGUGAUCAAUUCAAGCAGAAACUCUCAGGGCCUCACUCACAAAGAUGACUCGGACACCAGAGAGUCUGUUCUGGCCUUAAAGUUGUGUCCGUUUGAUAUGGAAACCCGUUACUGCAACUUAAUAAAAAAAUUAAACGAGGUAACUGUGACUUUAUUUCUCAUUGUUGCAAGGUCUCAUCUUGCAAUUCUUACUUUUUAACACACAAUUGUUAUAAAGUCAAAAUUGUUAGAUAUAAUCAAGCAAUUCUGACUUUUAUUCUCGUAGUUCUAAAGAAAAAGUCAGAUCUGCGAGUAUAUAUCAAGAUUUCCAGAUAAAAAGUAAGAAUCGUGAUGGAAAAGUUGCAAUUUCCUUUUUAUUUUAUUCCAUUUUUUCUCUCUCGCAGUUUUGAGUUUGUAUCUAAAAAUUCAGAUUUUUUUUUCUCACAGCUGCGAGGUCAUAAAAAGUCGCAACUACCUGGUUUUAUUUUGUAUUUAGUUGCAGAAACGGGCUUUCAUAGUUUGAGACACUGAAUGUAGUUGUCAAUUGAGUAUUUUCACUUUGUCUUUUUACAGUUGUAACAUCAGGUGUAGAUGUUAAUAAUGUACUUGUUUGUGUAUGUUCAGGAUGUUGAUAACAGAGCUAUGCAAAGAACACACAUCUGUACCUGGAGAAAAAAUUCUACAUCUUUGUUGGGAGAGAAUUUAAGAGCCCUCUGUCAAAUAUAUUUGUAAUUUGUGACUUAUGUAAAAUGUGAAGGUGCUUUUCAUAGAACAUCACAGUAAAUGCAGACAAUUGAACUGUAA
Molecule: messenger RNA, 1604 nt
Organism: Carassius gibelio (silver crucian carp)
Lineage: Eukaryota; Metazoa; Chordata; Actinopteri; Cypriniformes; Cyprinidae
Gene: sec22ba
Product: SEC22 homolog B, vesicle trafficking protein a
Exons: 5
Coding region: 169-816 (215 amino acids)
Biological process (GO): vesicle fusion with Golgi apparatus; endoplasmic reticulum to Golgi vesicle-mediated transport; retrograde vesicle-mediated transport, Golgi to endoplasmic reticulum
Cellular component (GO): endoplasmic reticulum membrane; ER to Golgi transport vesicle membrane; endoplasmic reticulum-Golgi intermediate compartment
Molecular function (GO): SNAP receptor activity
Source: RefSeq, a predicted model, not a curated record